UCCAGAAUGAAGGUCUCCGCAGUCUGCACGACUGGCCUGCUGUGGGUGUGUCUGGUGGGGCUGAGUGUGUCCACGCCUUACGGGGGAUGGAAGUCUCAGCCAAGCUACUCCAGCAACACGGGGUGCGCCACCAAGGUGCACCACUUCACUAAGAUCUUGGCCAGUACCGUGACGGAGACCUCCACUUCCACCUCCACCGUCACUAGCGCCACCGCCACUUCCACCUCCACCGAGACUGUGACGCUGCUGAGUACAACAACAUCUACCACCACAACAACCUCCGUGUCUACCACCACCUCCACUUCCACCUCCACCUCCACCACCACCACCACCAGCACCGGCACCACCACUGUCACCGUGUUAUCCCCGUGCAGCAUCGACGUGCGCAACAAAGACUCAUCGUCCAAGUACAAGGGCUGGGCCUGGUCCUGAGCGAGAGCGGCCACGCAGACCUCACAGCUCGAUUACAUUCCAUGUCUACGGUAACCUUAUGAUUAGUAUCGCCGAGGUACAUGUGCACCAUUUCAAAUUGUAGUUAUAUUUAUAUGAAUUCGAAUUAAGAUUCUAUUUAUGAGUUGUUCUUUUAAACGGUAAAUGUAGCAAUA
Messenger RNA from Portunus trituberculatus (swimming crab), 605 nucleotides. Its product is annotated as bypass of stop codon protein 1-like. Bases 7 to 432 code for a protein of 141 amino acids. The transcript is spliced from 4 exons. Lineage: Eukaryota; Metazoa; Arthropoda; Malacostraca; Decapoda; Portunidae. The record is from RefSeq and is a predicted model, not a curated record.